Molecule: messenger RNA, 2463 nt
Organism: Hydra vulgaris (swiftwater hydra)
Lineage: Eukaryota; Metazoa; Cnidaria; Hydrozoa; Anthoathecata; Hydridae
Source: RefSeq, a predicted model, not a curated record
GACACUUAUCUUUAUUAAAUACAAUUUUUUUUAGUUGAAAAAUGAAAUUUUAGAAAUUUUCAAACAUGAAUAUUUUUAUUAUUGCAUUGUUGAUAACUGUUGCAAAUGCAAAAUUUUCAGACUGGCUUAUCACAGAUAUUGAUAUUAAAACAACAUUAGUGAAUGGUAUUGAUGGAACUUUGGUUCUUAGCAAUGGCUUAAUUACAAGAACCUUUAUGACAAGUCCAGGAUUUACUACUGUUGAAUAUUAUUCCCAUGAAAAAAAAUCAUCUAUUUUGCGUGCCCUAAAUCCUGAAGCCAUAAUUGGGCUAGAUGGCAAAGUUUACGCAGUUGGUGAAGUAAAAACUGAUAUACCUAGAGGUUAUUUAAAUCGCACAGCUUUGAAAGAGAAUUUACAUGCUUCGCCUGAAAGUUUUCAAUAUGUUGGAUACAAGAUAUCUGAUCCUGUUGCGCCAUAUCAUUAUACUCCAAUGCGCGGUGCUCCAAAAAACAUCUCAUGGCCACCAAAAGGGUUAAGACUUGAUGUUUUCUUUCGUGCUCCAGUAUUUACACCUUAUUAUCACCAAUUUGUAUCAGUUUGUGUUCAUUAUGAAAUGUAUGAUGGGAUACCUUUAAUGUCUAAAUGGGUAUCAGUAUAUGGAGAACCAGUUGCCCAAGAAAAUGUUAAAGUUUCUAUUUAUUCAGUUGAAGUACUUUCUGUUAAUCAACAAUGGACUCAGGAGUCGUUCUGGGAUGGGCCUUAUAAUGCAUAUAGUUGGUUUUACAUUGAAACUGAUCAAACACAUGGUACAAAUAUUCAAUGGACUAUUGACCCACACGAAGAUGAACUUCCUGGAUCUUUUGAGCCUAUGUUUAAUGCUACUUAUGAUGUUUCUAUUACUAAGUCUGUUCCUUGUGUUAUGCUUACUGCAGAUGGUUUUCGAUCUUUUCAUGUUCAUGAAUUGGCCAUUGGAUCAAGUGAUGAAACAAGAAAAGCAUUAUCAAGACAUAGAAUGUUUAGACUUUUAGCUCCUCAAGCACAAGAAAAUCCGAUCUUUUUUCACUUGACUCAAACAGAUGAUCAAUCAUUCAAGAAUGCUGUUGAUCAAUUAGCUGAAGUUGGAUUUGAAAUGAUCAUUUACAGUUUUUGGUCUGGAUUUAAUUUCGAAUCAAAAAAUGAAUCUUACAUUCAAAUGAUUAAAAAACAAGUUGAAUAUGCAAACAGUAAAGGAAUUGAGGUUGGCGGCUAUGACUUGAUUGUAUUGGAUCGGGGUGAUUUGUUACCUGAGUACAAAAUUGUUGACUUAAACAAUAAAACAUUAGGUGAUGCAUGUCUUGCAUCAGAGUGGUAUGAUCAACUCUACAGUAUGUUUAUGGAGUUCAUUGAUAAAACUGGACUGACGAUGGUUGAAACAGAUGGUCCAUAUGGAGGUGAUGCGUGUGCAUCAAAAAGUCAUCUGCAUCAUGUAGGUUAUGAGGAUUCUGUGUACAAACAAACAUUUUUACAAGGAGAAUUUUUUAAGGAGCUACGUAGGAGGAACAUUUAUAUCAAUCAGCCAGAUGACUAUUGGUAUCAAGGUGGUAGUCGAACAGGUCUUGGUUACAACGAAAACCAAUAUUCUCUUCCACGUUGGGAAGAUUUAAGUAUCAGUCGCCAAAGUUUGUUCGACAGAAUAUACAACUAUAUUCCAACUGCAGGGUGGAUGUUUCUUCCGCUUGUUGAUUACCAUGGUGGAGGAGCUGAAGCUGCAUUUGAACCUUUGAACCAGAAUAUAGUAGCUUACCAGUUUGGAUUAGCUCAGUAUCUAGGUGCUGGUGUAGCGGCAUGCUAUCGUGGUUACAGAAUAUAUGAUACAAAUGAAACAAAAGCUAUGGUUACAAAAUGGGUUUCGUUUUACAAGAAAUAUCGUGAUAUUAUUACAAGCGACAUCGUCCGCGUUAGGCGACCUGAUAUGCAAUCAAUUGACUCCUAUAUGCAUGUGAAUUAUCGACUUAAUGACAAAGGUUUAGUGAUGGUUUUUAAUCCAACUACAGAGACUCAGUCAAUGCUUCUUACUUUACCAUUAUACUAUACUGGGAUAAGCGAGGUAGCCAUUAUUUCGGAGAAAGAUGAAAAUCCUGAACCAUAUACAUUGGAUAAAGGGUGGGAAGUUGAAAUCAUGGUUGAACUCCCACCUUUAGAGAUAACGUGGUACGUUAUACGAGACUCCACAAAGAAUAAUUAAUUUUCACAACAAAACAUUUUUUUCUGUUAGUAAUAAAUAAUUAAUAAUUCAUAAGAAAACAUUUUAUAGAAAGCAGUAAAAACAUAAUUUUUUAAAGUAUAUGCAGUUUUGUAUAAUAUAUGCAUAAUUUUUUAUAAUAUACUCAUAAUUUUGUGUAAUAUAUGCAUAGCUUUUUUUUCAUAAUGUAUUUAUAAUUUUGUAUAAUAUAUGCAGUUUUGCAAUUGACUUAAAAUGUUUGAUCCAUUUUUUAGUAAGUUAA